GUUCAACUUAUCACCCGGUGGCUUUGUUUUCUUUCUACUUUUAUCACUUUAGUCGUCUGCCCAUUAUCGUCGAUGCAAUAAAUCGGUCAUUAUCUAAAACACUGUUCUAGUUCCGUUUUCCUUGACCGGAGCUUAGAUAACAGAGUCCACAAAUCAUUUAGAAAAACCAUGGCGAUAUUAAAUUAUGUGAAUCCAUUUCACAUUUUUCGAGAAUUUGUGCGUAAUCCUAUAGAGGCGUUUGUGCUGCACCAGUACUUAGGGUACAAGAAGAAGACAGAAGACGGAAUAAACAACGUGAAGGAGUUGCUUUACAGGGCUGGGAUUAUAUCCGUGUUCGUUACUGCAAUAUUGUGGGUGUCCAUAUUUAUGUAUGUGGUGUUUUACUACACUUACAUGCCUAAUGUAACACAUAUGAGGCCAGUGCACCUGCAGUUCAAAUCAUGCGACGAACAAAUGGGUCUAUGCUCAUUCCCGUCAGCACACGUCCAGCUCACGAAAUACAGCCAGAUGCGGAUGUCAGCACAACCCUACCGCGUACGACUGGUCCUUGAUAUGCCAGAGUCACCCAUCAAUAAAGAACUUGGCAUGUUCAUGGUGUGUGCUCAAAUGAGGGCCAAGGGCGGAGUUUUAGUUUCAUCAUCUUGCAGAUCCGCUAUGCUCAGACACAGGUCGUGUCUACACGAGUUUAUCCGAACUGUAGUAUUCUCUCCCCUACUCCUCUCGGGAGUCAAUGAGGAGCGUCAGCAGCUGCAUGUGGAACUAUUCAGCGAUUUUGAGGAUGAUCAGAAUCUACCAGUGACCGACGCGUACGUGGAACUCCAAUCCAGACACGCCCAAAUAUACGCCUGUGAGCUCCAAAUAGAGGCCCACUUCACAGGGCUUCGGUACUGCAUGUACCAUUACCCGAAACUGUCGGCUGCUAUCGGUAUCAGUACGAAUCUCUUCUUCGUGUCGCUCAUAUUUAUAUUGAGCUGGUAUCAUCUACAGGACGGAUUGCCAGAUUUCGUAAAGAGCAAAUUUGGCGACAUCAAAACCGAAACCGAUCCCGAUGAUGAGAAGAAAUUUUUAAAGAAAGUCAAAUUGGAGAGAACAGAUUCUUCUAUGUUCUUCGAUGAUGAGAGUCUUAUGGAGGAGCUGAAACACAUGGACGAACCAAAGAAGACGUAGACUGAACGAACUAUCAAUAUUUUUGUACGGCUUUUUACUAAAUUGUGUCAAUUAUUCGGCGGAGCUAAUGUUUACGUAUAAAACUUUCGUGAUAUUUGAGCAUUAAAAUAUAUUAGCUAUCAAGAAUAAAUAAAAAUUGAACUAAAAAAAAUCAAGAAAUAAAGAGAGGUCUACGAUGAAUUUAUAUUCAGUUGCCAUAUAAUGAUAAUGCAUUUAUUUAGGAGCCUUUUUAACGCCACGGUCGUCUAUAGACGACAUCAUGGACCUUCAUACAUCAUAACUCAGUCUAUCAGUUUAAAAAAACACUGGCGUCAAAGAAUCAUAAAUAAUGCAUUUACGUCAAAAUACACUGAUGUAUACAUUUAAUAUUUUGUCGUAUAUAAGCAAAAAAACACAAAACUAGACUGAUAUUAUAGCUCUCUCUUUCCCUGGUGUGGCUCCUUAAGAGUUUAGAUAGUAAUAUCAAACAUUUAUUUGGAAGAGGGUUGUUUUUUUAUCAAUGUAUAUGUUUGUCUAGACUAGUCUACUGUAGACGAUAUUAACAUAACAUGGGAAAAUAAUGAAUAAGCAUAAUAUUAUAUAACUGAAAAAACUGUAUAGCUUUUCUUCUAUAUCUUUAAAUAACUGUCCAUUCCAAACCGCUUUAAGCUUUACCGUGUAUAAUAUAAAGUGUACUUACCUAAAAUUAUGUAUAAAUAAAGGCUUUUUAUCUGGCAUACCCACUUUGUCUGUGUGUUCCAGAGUUAAAAAAACAAAUGCUGUCAAAUUCCAGAUGUCUCAGUGUCUUUACUAUAUAACACCUAAUCUAAUCUGUAUGGUUUUCUACUUAUUUCAUAGUUGGCUUGGGCAGA
This is a messenger RNA of Leguminivora glycinivorella, 2018 nucleotides long. RefSeq names its product seipin (gene Seipin). Lineage: Eukaryota; Metazoa; Arthropoda; Insecta; Lepidoptera; Tortricidae. Gene Ontology annotation, biological process: lipid droplet organization; lipid storage. Gene Ontology annotation, cellular component: endoplasmic reticulum membrane. The record is from RefSeq and is a predicted model, not a curated record. The coding region runs from base 169 to 1167 and encodes 332 amino acids. The transcript is spliced from 9 exons.